GACAAGGCGGUUCUACCUCAGGAAGCACACGUGUGCAGUGGUGCUGGAGCAAGAUGUGGUUCUCCAGUCUAUCGACCGUGCCAUCGAGGCUGUGCACAACGCGGCCAUGAAGAAUGGGGGAAAGUACAACCUGGAGCAGAGGGAUGUCCUCCAAAAGCUGAUCCAUCACCGGAAGGAGACGGUGUCCCGCAAAGGCCACUCCCCCACCCCGCAGGGGAUGGCUAUGACCCAGUCCUCCAGCGACCACCACCUGGACGUGGCCCGGCAGCCCAACGGGGUGUGCCGGACAGGAUACGAGCGCCAUCACAGCCUUCCAAACACCGAGUUCGAGGAGGAGGAUGAGGGUCUCUAUCAGAUCCCACCACAGCCCCGGCGUGCUGCUCCUAUCACCCCCCCACCUCCAGAGAAACGCAAGAACACACAGAUUGCUGCUCCCGUUAAAAACGCUGUUGAAAUUAUCCCUGGGUCAGUUUCUAGUGCCUCCUCUAUAAGCACAACAUCCCUGGAUACGUUGUACACUGCUUCUUCAGCGUCAGAGACCGCUCUCCCAACGGCCACCUCCAGUCCUGCCAACACCCCACCCCCUGUCCCAAGCAGGAGCGUCCACACCACGAUAACACGCAAUUUGGACGCCGGCUCUGUGGCCCACUCCCGCUACGGGACUUCCCCAAAGGAUGGGGCCAGCAAAUCACCCCAGACCAAGCGGUCUGCCCCGGCACCGCCGGCUGAAGGGGGCACCCAGAGGUCCCACGCUUUGGAUGGGGAGAAGGCUUCUCAGGGGAAGAAAGCUGCCCCGGCAUCCCCAGCAAGCCUGGAUGCCUUCAGCUCCCUCUGCCUGGAGGAUAAGAAAGCGGCCGCGGUAGAGCCGGUGCCAGCAGAACCCAGUGCUCUGGCAGUGUCCGUGCCCAAGACGAUAGGUGCCGAACUGAUCGAGCUGGUGCGCAGGAACACCCACCUCAGCUACGAGCUGUCCCGCGUGGCCAUCGGCGUGGUCAUCGGCCACAUCCAGACCUCUGUCCCAGCCACCAGCAGCAUCAUGGAGCAGAUUCUCAUCUCCGUGGUGGAGAGUAAGAAUCUGAGUGCGGGGCUGCCCUCGGGACAGAUCUGCCACGACGAGCAGCGGCUGGAGGUGAUCUUCGCCGAUCUGGCCAGGCACAAGGACGAUGCUCAGCAGCGCAGCUGGGCACUCUACGAGGAUGAGAACGUCAUCUGCUGCUACCUGGAGGAGCUGCUUCGCAUCCUGACAGAUGCAGACCCAGAAGUUUGCAAGAAAAUGUGCAAGAAGAAUGAGUUUGAAUCCGUCCUGUCCCUUGUGGCAUAUUAUCAGAUGGAGCACAGGGUGCCAUUACGGUUGCUGCUGCUGAAGUGCUUUGGAGCCAUGUGCAACUUGGACGCUGCAGUCAUCUCAACGCUUGUGAACUCCGUGCUGCCAAUGGAGCUGGCCCGGGACAUGCAGACUCACACACAAGAUCAUCAGAAGAUGUGUUACUCUGCGCUGGUGCUGGCCAUGAUGUUCUCCAUGGGGGAGCCCCUGCCGUACCAUCACUAUGAACAUCUCAACUCUCAGUUUGUGCAGUUCCUGCUGGAUGUGAUUGAGGACGGGCUGCCCUCGGACACCACCGACCAGCUGCCUGACCUAUUUGUCAAUGUCCUUCUGGCCUUCAACCUCCACAUUCCAGUUCCAGAGCACAGUGUGAUCAUGACUACAAUAAGCAAGCACUCGAAUGUCAAGACUUUCACUGAAAAGCUGCUGCUGCUGCUGAACAGGGGAGAUGAUCCAGUUUGUAUCUUCAAGCAUCAGCCUCAGCCACCGCACUCAGUGCUGAAGUUUCUGCAGGACAUCUUUGCCAGCAAGGACACGGCCAGCAUCUUCUACCACACAGACAUGAUGGUGCUGAUAGACAUCCUGGUGCGGCAGAUCGCCGAUCUCUCCCCGGGAGACAAGCUGAGGAUGGAGUAUCUCUCUCUGAUGCACGCCAUCAUCCGCUCCACGCCCUAUCUGCAGCACCAGCACCGCCUCUCCGACCUGCAGGGCAUCUUGCAGCGCAUCCUGGGGGAGGAGGAGGAGGGACAGCAGUGCCAGAUGGACAAACUGAUCAUCCUGGAGAUUUAUAAGGAGUUCCCAGAAAUCUCUCCCGGUACCAGCUAA
Molecule: messenger RNA, 2149 nt
Organism: Eurypyga helias (sunbittern)
Lineage: Eukaryota; Metazoa; Chordata; Aves; Eurypygiformes; Eurypygidae
Gene: NCKIPSD
Product: NCK interacting protein with SH3 domain
Exons: 13
Biological process (GO): endocytosis
Molecular function (GO): Arp2/3 complex binding
Source: RefSeq, a predicted model, not a curated record